AUGCAGUCCUCCGACUCUAGCCCCAGUGUCUCUUCGCUCCCCUCGCUUCCUACCUUCAACCACAACCUUACGCCAGCAUCAAGUGUUGCACACCACGGUGGCUACCAUUACUAUCAAGACCAAGAUGAUGACAUGGAGGUCAUGGAGUCGGAUGACGAGGACCGCAUCUCGCCUCCUUCGGAAAUUUCAUCUUCCAACAAUCACAGCUACUCCCACUCGUCAGCAAGAGGUCACCACCAGAGCCCCAAGCGUCGUGCGGACUCUUACAUCCUGACCACCGCUCCGUCGGCUGGCUCCGCCGGAUCUUUCACGUACCACUCCACGGCUGACGACCCGGCUGAAGCAGGGGCCCCGACGGACGCUAUACACGCCUCGCUCGUCCUUGCUCGCCACAUCUUCUCGGUUGCAGUGACCGAGAAGUGGUGCAGGCAGGACAACUUCACCAACGCCGUAGCCGUCCGAGUCCAGGUCGGAAGCUACAUCCUAUACCCGCAAGAAGGCUCCUCGAUGCCUGCCUUCUCCCGUGCCAUGCUCGAGCUCAACUGCGAUGCCGCUAUCAUCAUCAACACUCCCCUUGUUGCCGCUGCGCUCUCCACGCUCAACGCUGACGAGAAUGAGAUUCGCCUCAGCUCUUCCAAGCGAGUGCAAGUGGUUCACAGCCUCGACUACUUGGGCGGUGCGCGUCGUGCCCAGAUGGCGGCUUUCUCCGAUACCGAGCAGGUGCUCGUUAUCUGGACAGAGUCUUGCCGAGACCUUAUCCAGCAAGUGCGUGCCUUCGAGCGUCUGCUCGUUGAUUACGUCUGGUCGAUCACUUCAGACCCCACUGCGUCAGCCCGCCACAGCAUGAUCUCGCGCUCGCCCUCCCUCAUGUCGCUCAACACUACGGUCGACAACACCGUUGUCACCUCUUCGAACUCUAAGGAGUCGGACCUUUCGCAGCUUGAGAACUACGUUCCCGAAGUUCGCAGCGUCGAGUCCUUCGCCGGCGCAGUCCGUGGUCUUGGUGUCUGCAUCGCCACCGUUGUCGUUGCCAACUGGAUCCGCCUCAUCGUUCAGACAGUUCGUCUGGACGGCGAGCCCAUCUACCUUCUCGCCCUACUUGCCAUCUUCCCCAUGUUCCUGGUUCUUCUUCCUCUUGCGGACAACGUUGCCAGCUGCGUUGCCAUGGCGCUCGGUCCCAUCCGUCCCAUGAUGCGCAACUCGCGCUACUACUCUGGUGUCAGUCCCCAGGCUCCCGUCGGCAAGACCAUCCUUCCCCACGUCACCAUCCAGGUGCCCGUCUACAAGGAAUCGCUCAAGCACGUUCUGCAGCCCACGCUCGACUCGGUGCGCGCCGCAAUCACCGAGUACGAGUUGCAGGGAGGUACCGCCUCGAUUCUCAUUGGCGAGGAUGGUAUGGCUGUGAUCGACGAUGAGGAGAAGCAGGCGCGUCUCGACUUCUACCGUCGUCACGACAUCGCUUGGAUCGCCCGCCCUCGCCACGGCGACAUGUUUGUGCGUGCUGGUCGUUUCAAGAAGGCUUCCAACUUGAACUUCAGCAUGCAGAUCGCCAAGAAGUACGAAGAGUCGAUCCUCGCCAACCCUAACCAAGACCGCCAUUCUCUGCUCCAGCGCGUGCUCAAGGAACGACACCCUCAAGCUGAGGGCGAGGGCGACGUCAGUAUCGGCGAGCUCAUCCUGCUCAUCGACUCGGACACCCGUAUUCCUGCCGACUCUCUGUUGCCCAGUGCUUGGGAGAUGGCGUCGUCUCCCGAAGUCGGUAUCUUGCAGCAUUGCUCCGGUGUGCUCAUCGUCGGUACUGGAUUCUUCGAGAAGUCGCUCGCCUACUUUAUGCGCUUUGUCUACUUCUUCAUUUCGUGGCAGACGGCUACGGGCGAAGUGGCUCCAUUUGUUGGACACAACGCUUUCAUCCGCAAGUCGGCCAUUCACGAACUCGCUGAAGAGUCGCUCAGCGCCUCGACCAGCGAUGGCUUCAUCCAGCCUUGGUCCGAGGAGACCGUGUCCGAGGAUCUCGACCUUGGCCUCCGUCUUCUUCUCAAUGGUUGGAUCGUGCGAUGGGCCACCUACUCCAACUAUGGCUUCCAGGAAGGUGUCUCUCUGACCUACAUGGACGAGCUCAACCGUUGGCGCAAGUAUACGUACGGUAUCUUUGAGCUCUUCCUCAACCCGCUGUGGCGAUGGCCCGUCCAUGGACCCGUACCCAAGCUCAUCCGCACCGUGUUCUGGUCGAGCAAGGUGCCCACGCACUACAAGUUCAACCUGCUCACCUACGCCGCCGGAUACCUCGCCAUCGGAGUCUCGCUGCCCAGUGCGGUUGCGCUGUACUUUGUUCAGGGCUGGCUGCAACCCUGGUUGCUGCCCUUCUUCGUCUCCACGUUCGAGUACUGGAUUGUCUCGCUGGUCAUCUUUGGCGCUAGUGGCUUCAUUGGUGUCACGGUGGCUCGUCACCGAAGCGGCGAUGCUAACAUCUUUGUGGCUCUCGGACAGCACCUGCUUUGGUACCCGAUCAACCUGCUUACGAUUGUCUCGCUCUCGUUUGCGCUGAUCAAGGCGUCGUUGAUCUACUUGGUUUCGCUGCCCAUCUCAUUCGGUGUCACCGCCAAGGACGACAGCGACUUCCACUUUGCCACCGAGGCGCCACUGGUGCUGCGCGAGUUCUGGCAGUCCAAUGUGCUCUGCCUCGCCAUCGUAGCGGCGGUGAGUGUGCUGGCUACCUCCGCAGUGCCCAUCGGAUGGCAGAUCACCGAGUGGCCUACGCUACUACCGGUUCUAUUCAUCACGGUGACCACUCUGCUCUCGCCAUUCCUUCUCAACCCUGCGCUUAUUCGCUUCUCAUUCUGA
This is a messenger RNA of Pseudozyma hubeiensis SY62, 2841 nucleotides long. RefSeq lists its product as hypothetical. Lineage: Eukaryota; Fungi; Basidiomycota; Ustilaginomycetes; Ustilaginales; Ustilaginaceae. The record is from RefSeq and is a predicted model, not a curated record. The transcript has a single exon. The coding region runs from base 1 to 2841 and encodes 946 amino acids.